This is a messenger RNA of Cloeon dipterum, 1162 nucleotides long. RefSeq names its product tetraspanin-9-like. The transcript has 6 exons. Bases 295 to 1029 code for a protein of 244 amino acids. Gene Ontology annotation, cellular component: plasma membrane. The record is from RefSeq and is a predicted model, not a curated record. Lineage: Eukaryota; Metazoa; Arthropoda; Insecta; Ephemeroptera; Baetidae.
GCAGCACUCACAUAAGCGUGAAUUAAAUUUUGCUAAUUUUUCCUGCUACUAGACCUUUGUGUUUCCCCAAUCAACUGCAUCAGACGUACGUCUCUCUUCUCAUAAUCAACGGCCAAAUGGGAAAAUGCGGUAAAAGAUAGAUAGGUGAUGAAUUGUAGUCUCGCGGUCAUCCAGAUAAGACUUUGUUUGCAACACAACGCAUAUCUGGAUUGCACUUUUAUUUCCACCCGGCAAUCUGAAAAGGUCGGACGCUCGAGUUUGGAGGCAGUGAAAUAAUUUAUUACAAUAAGAAAAAUGUGCUGCUCGUCUUGCUGCUGCUGUUUCCCGUGCACGCCUGGCAAAAUAAGAUGCAUUCUUAUUUUCUUCAACAUUCUCCUGGCGGUGGCUGGUGGACUUUUGGUUUUUGUUGGCGCUGUUAUACAAUGGAACAUAUCCGAAUACGACCAAUUUAUCAGCAGUAUUAGCGCCUUUCUGUCUGCUCCAGGCUAUCUUCUAAUUAUCGUCGGCGUCGCGCUGUUGAUAGUGGCCAUUGUUGGAUUCUGUGGAGCGGUUAAUCAUUCUCAUUGGGUCUACAUUUUGUCGCUCGUCAUUGUGAUCGCCCUGCAAGUGGCUGGCGGAGUGCUUGCGUUUGCAAUUCAAGACAAAGUCGACCAGGCAAUAAUGACAACGAUGAAAGACUCGAUGGUUGUUUACAAUGCACAGACACCACAAGGACAAGUUGCAAGAGAAGGCUGGAAAUUCGCCCAGCAGAGCUUCAAGUGCUGUGGAACUGAAAGCCAAAGCGACUGGGACAGCAUUUUAGGGCUUGGCCUACGUCCAGGUUCGUGUAACUGUGAAAUUGGUUCAAACAAUUGCGAUGCGCAGGGAAGAUAUUCAAAGGGAUGCUUUAGCAGAGUGAGCUAUUGGUUUAGGCUAAUAGAAAGCGCGCUUGGCUAUCUCGCGCUCUCUUUCGCCCUCUUACAGCUCAUAUCAGCGAUCUUCAUUUGUCUGUGCAGAGGAACGUGCAGCUGUCUGAAGUGUUGUUGUUAAAAUAAUUCUACGUUUGCGCAGCUGAUAAUUUAUUUAUUAAAUUGAUUGUACAAUUAAGAAAACAACUCAAAACCUUAAGAUAGUAAAUUAAUUGAUAUAUCAAGCUUUACCAAUAAAACGGAAAACAAAAUAA